CUUGAGGCGCAAAAGAAAACAGAAGAAGUGAGAAAGCGGAAGUUGAGUCCGCAUGAGAAUUCGUGAGUGUUUGGGCGGGGUGUAUGCGGGAUGGGAUGUAUGCUUAUCGUGGUAUAGGUCGAGAGAUGUAACCAAGUCACCAGAGCGCGGACAGUAUACGGCUGAUCUUCCUGUCGCGUCGGAUUCGUCGUCUGACUCCGAGGAUGGCGAGCCGGAACCAACGGCGCGUGUCAUCCCCAUCCUUCGCUCUUCUCAGUCUGCUGGACUAAGACCUACCGAUGCCUCAUAUCGACCGCCUGCUAUAGCAACGCCAGCGAAGCAGAAAGAGAAUGCACGGAGAAGGAGUUUGAGCUUAACACCACCGCCUGCACUGCCCGUGGACGUGAUCAAGAUCGGUACAAGAAGGAUCUUGGCGGAGUUCGUUGACAACGACACAAGCCCUGCACCGGAACCAAACCAACCCUCUUCGGAGACGCCAAGGAGACGCACUAGGAACCAGAGACCGACUAUGUUGGAUGAACGGGUGGACAAGAAGCCAGACUUUAACCCGGCAUCACCUCCACGAACUCGAAGCCAGAGGCAAAGCACUGGGUGUUCCUCAGCAUCAACCGGCCCCCCAGCUCUCAACCCAACCCUCGCAGACAUCGAACCCACCAUCACCAACAAUAAUCCCCUCCCCUCCAUUCAAAAAUCCGAUAUCCCCCACGUCGAACUCGCUCUCCUCGGCCACACCUCCCCCCACGACCCCAUCCCCCUCCCCCCCUCCUGGCCUGUCCCCAUCGUCUUCCGCCUCCGCCUUAACCAACCCUUCCGUUCCCUCCUGAAAGCCUAUCUGGCACGGAAAAAUAUGUUGGACGAGGAGGUGGGGAGGAAUAUCGUGAUGGCGUGGAAGGGGAUCAGGGUUUUUGGGGCGGGGACACCGAUGGGGUUGGGGAUGAGGGGCGAGGAGAGGGGGGUGUUGGAGGUUUGGACGGGGGAGGGGUUUAUGGGGAAGAAGAGGGAGGAGGAGAGGGAGAGGGAACGAAAAAGGAAGGAAGAGGAAGAUGCGAAGGACUUGGAGAACCGUGACAGGGACGAUACCGGUACCCCCGAUGUUUACUUCCUCGCUGAGCGUUCAGCAUCAGCCUCCGCCACCGCCCAAGCCCCCAAUCAGCAACAAUACCUCAAGAUCCUCCUCCGCGGCAAAGACGGUGACCUCAAACUCAAAGUAAAACCAACUGAUACUGCAGCAAAAUUAGCCAAGUUUUACCGUGCGCAGAAGAAGAUAUCGGAGGGCGUGAAGGUGACGUUGGUGAUUGAGGGGGAUGAUGUUGGGAAUGAGGAGGAGGUGGGGGAUAUGGAUGUUGAGGAUGGGGAUAUGGUUGAGGUUAGGGUGGGUUGAGUAUAUCACAAGAAAACUGGGGAAGGAGUUACAUCAUAUUGCACGACAUUAUCCCAUAGUAUGACCAAAUAAUCAAUCUUUUUGCUACGGCGA
Saitoella complicata NRRL Y-17804 is the source of this 1474-nucleotide messenger RNA. RefSeq lists its product as uncharacterized. NCBI's taxonomy places the organism in Eukaryota, Fungi, Ascomycota, Saitoellomycetes, Saitoellales, Saitoellaceae. The transcript has a single exon. Bases 53 to 1381 code for a protein of 442 amino acids. The record is from RefSeq and is a predicted model, not a curated record. Gene Ontology annotation, molecular function: protein binding.